This is a messenger RNA of Caenorhabditis remanei, 3474 nucleotides long. RefSeq lists its product as uncharacterized. Gene Ontology annotation, molecular function: guanyl-nucleotide exchange factor activity. The transcript is spliced from 10 exons. Lineage: Eukaryota; Metazoa; Nematoda; Chromadorea; Rhabditida; Rhabditidae. The record is from RefSeq and is a predicted model, not a curated record. Gene Ontology annotation, biological process: regulation of Rho protein signal transduction. The coding region runs from base 1 to 3474 and encodes 1157 amino acids.
AUGGGUCUAAACGAGAAGUGGACAAGAAUUGUUGAGAGACGAGGACAACGACGACGUCAGAGUUCAGGCACCACCACAUCGUCAACUACUUCGAAUGCUAAUACUCCUCUACCGACCACUGAAUCGAGCCAAUCGAUUUGUUGCGACACUCAAUUCACUACAUCAUUGAAUUCAGAGAAUUCCAAAAUACCGAAUUCGAAUUCAAAUUCACAUAUUGUGAAUACUAGCAAUUCUAAUACUCAUUCUGCUACUACCCGCCGUGUUUCAUUCCCUAAUAUUUCCCCUUCUUUUCAAAGUCCUCGUUCACCUUCCACUAUAUUCAAUAUGAGAAGUGAUGCUGAAUCGGAUACGAUUUCGUUGUCGCCGAGAAGCUUCGGAAGUAGUGGAAAAACUACUUCGGAUUUCUCCGCGUGGUUUAGCAGAAAGAUUAAUGGGAUUCUAGGCGAAAAAACAGAAACUUCCAGUGUUGUAUCUAUACUCACUAGAACAUUAUCCAAAGCAACUGCUGGGUAUCGGAAGAAGAAACGUGAAUGUUCCCUUACAAUCAGUUCAUUCGAAUCAGUGACAUCUGAUAUUUCAAAACAACAAAGAAGUUGGUUUCAUUCCGAAUCUCAACUUCUGGACCUGUUUCUUCCGGAGACCAGUUAUCACGCAGAGUGCCGAGCUAUUGCUGAUAAAUAUGGACUUAUUGUCGACUUGGAUGAUGAUGAAAUGCUAACUCGAAUUGUUGAAGGAGCUCUGGAAAUGGAUGAUGCAAUGUAUUCUCCAAUUAGUCUCGAGCAUAAGCGAUUGAAUAUUUCAGUAUCAGAAUCAAAUGAAGCACCCAUUGAUUUUAUCGAUGCUGAUGCUGAGGGCACGUUGAAAACUAGAAUUUCCAGAGAUGGAUGCCAAGACUAUAAAGUCUUUGGUCUUCCGGAUCAUAUCUCCCGAAUGGUAUCACCAUCAGACCAUAGCCAUGCAUCUUCUUCGAGUUCAAAUGGUGCUACAAAUUCAAUGAACAAUUUGUAUUCUCAGUUAGAUCGUCUAUACGGUAAACACGACUUAUUCGGUGCAGAAGAGUAUCAAUCGUGGCAUGAAAAGUAUCGACACAACACGUUAUCCACAAAGCAGGUCAAGAAGCAAGACGCUAUUUUUGAAUUGUAUCUAAUGGAAAAGCGUCACUGCGCAAAUAUCGCAUUCCUUCUUCAAGGAUAUCGUCGUCGAAUGCUCGAUGAAAGUAUAAUAAGUAAGCAAGAUAUGGAUAUACUUAUACCAGAUGUUCUUGAACCAUUACUUAUCUUCCAUCUAAAUGUUCUCGAAAGAAUCACUGCUCGCAUCCAGGAGAAUUAUGAAGUUGGUACCAUAUCCGACAUAAUUAGUGAAGAAUUGGCAAUUGAUGGUGGUCAACAUACGAAGUUAUGUUGUGAUGCUUACACAGAUUUCGGAGUUGCGAAGGAAAGAUCUGACGUUUUAUAUCAUCAUUUGAUGAAUAAAAAUGCUAAAUUCGCUGAAUUUUUCAAACGGACGUAUGUUGAAGAGCCAUUCUAUAAACACUACGACUUCCGUCCACUGAUAACCAAAAUUAUUGGACGAGCCACGAAAUAUUCGCUUCUUCUGGAGACGAUAUUGAAGAACGAGCAACCGUUUAGUGAAUAUCACGAUUUGACGAAAUUGGCUCUGGAAACUGCUCGGAAGUUCGCACAUAAAAUCGAUGAGAACCUUUCAAUGGCCCAUAUGUCAAUGAAAUGGGAGGAGAUUAAAGUUCAAAUUGAUCCAUCGUCCACAACUAACUUGUAUGUAUCAGAUCCUUCGGUACCAAACGGGACAAUUCGUUACAACUUUGAUCUGGAAUCAUUGAACUCCGCUACAAAUCGGAAGUUGGUUCAUCUCGGAGAAGCUCUCAUCAAAAUUCCGAAUCUCGUGGGAUCAGGCGGUGGAACACAUUCAUCAUCUUCAUCUGGAAAGACUACUGAUAAAAAAGAUCAAUGCUGGAUAGUACUUUUCGAUGAUAUAAUAGUAAUUUUGAUUCGAAAAAGCUCCCGUCAGUUGGUGUUUAUGCAUGAUCAAGGUGCAAUGCCAGUACAAUCACUUCUCAUCCGGACAGCUGCCCGUGGACAUUCGAUUAUGUUAAUUUCGGGAGCUAAACCAGUUCUUUUCGAAAUAUCAUUCAAUACCUCCACUGAUCGGAAGAAAUGGGUUGCUCAUCUAGAGGCAGCACCAAAGAAUGUACCACCGGAGGGAAUUCGAAUUACUACUGGUGAUGCUGAUGGCGUUCUCAGAGAUCGAGUGGCUGCACAACAAGAGCUUGAAGAUAAAUGGUUGAAGCGAUUGGAGGAACUCUUUGAUUCACGGUUACCGGAAGAAGAGGCACUAUCCAAAUAUCUAGAAACUCGUCUCAACUUUUUUGAUGAUUUGAGGGAUCAUGUAUCCAAGUUGCCAUUCAAGAGUCGAACGGACAUUUCCAAUAGAAUUCGAGAGGCUGUCAAGUCAAGGUUCCGAGAAUUGAGACGGAGCAGGGUGAUUCCGUUGAAUAGAUUGGUUGAACGAAUGAGUGAAUCUCGUGAUGCCGAUCUCUGGUCGUAUUUCGAUGAGAAAGCCGAUGCUUCAGACGUUCUUGAAAAAUCAAGCGAUUUAUCAGAAGAUUCUGAUUCUGGAGAUUCAGUAGCUGGAAAUGGAAGAACGAAACCACGUAGAAUUCAAACAUUCCAUGGAACAUCACAACCACUGGGAUCCAACGGAAUCAACGAUUCAAAAAACAACGGAAUUCGUCGUCACACGACAGUACCCCGAAUGAAUUCGGAAGGCGGCUCCGCGUCCAACCAUCCGACCUCAUCAUCUGCAACUGAUCGUGCAAUUGUUGAUGAAGUGGAGUUAGAUGACGACGAUGUAGCAUCAUCGCAAAUGUUAUCUGCAAGAGGGCACGAUAAUGCUGAACUCGAUCGUAAAGCAUAUGGAGCAAUGAUUUCGGAACUUCCGAUUCGUCAGACAAUGAGAGCACGUAGAGCAUCUACAAAACUCAUAAAAGAAGUAAUAUCAUUGAGGCGAGAGAAUCAUUUGUUAAGAAACGAUAAUGCGCUCACAAAAUCGAGAUGUGCAUUACUUGAAAGAGUUCGUGGUGGUGGUGCGAUGAUGUCAUCGACAGCGACAGCAGUAGAUGAAUCAAUGGAAAUGUUACGGAAGAAGGAAAAAGAAAUUCGUGAAAUGCAACGACAGAUGUUAGCUGAAAAAGAGGAACUUCUGGAGAAACAGAAAGCAGUUGAAUCUCAGGAGCAGGAGAUUCAGUCUAAAUGGGCUGCAUUACAAUCACGCUCUAUGGAACAACAGGCGCCAGUAACUCCAUUGCAUACAAGAUCCAUUUCUUCUCACUCCAAUGUCUCUUCCCCCACUUAUAAAACACCCCAACCACUUCCAAUGUCCUCGUCGCAAAACGGUGAAUGGUCUCCGGUAUUGGCCAGUUUGGCAACAAAAACUGAAACUAAAAAGCUGAAAAAAUAG